CAAAAUAAUAUAGUAGAUGAAAAUAUUACUGUUUGACCGACUACGAAGAAAUAUUGUACUUAUCGUUAGCGUGCUUUUAACGAUAUCGAGACUCGAAGAUGUUUAGCGAGGGACUUAGCAAUGAAUCCCGAACAACCAGCUAUAAAAGACUUGCUUCAACUACCUAAGCCAUUAGUUGACAAUUGGAAACUAUACUCUUUGUAUCAUUCGAGAAAACCGUGGAUAGAUUCAAAUGGAACGGAUCAGCAUUAUUUUCUUCAGCUUCUGCUCUCUUGCAAUCUUGGCAGGAACAAUAUCUGCAAAUUCAUCAACGAAUGAAAUUUUGCAGAAUAACACUCAUGACAUAAGUGAUGUCGAAAAUCAUCACAUAAAUCUUCUGAAGCCAAGGAGUGUGCAGAAUGACGCUAAGCAGUCUUCAGUCCACGAAAAUCUCGUGAAAAACAUCACGCAAAACGGAGAACACGAUAUGAAGAAUUCAUCGUUCUUGAAUAAAACAUCAGAUACAUUCGCAUCUUCAACCGGCGACAUUUUAGGCAGCUAUAUUAAGGAUAUGCAAAUUUCAAGAUUCAAUAGAGAUCAAAAAAGUGAUGCCGAGACGUAUCGUGAAGGAUCAACUGUAGGCUUGUCAUCUCACGAUAUUCUGCUGGAUCCUGGUUUAAUAUCGGCUCGUCCAAGUCGCCAAGCUGAAAAAAGCGACAUGAAUUAUUCGAAUCUCGCAUCAAUCGAGAGUAUUUCCGGCGAUACUUCCAAAUCUGGUCAAUCUGUCGACAGUAAAAACGUUGUUCCGUCGCGAGUUCGGAGUUCGAACUUCAAAGGUGAUCUCGGCGUAGCCGAAGAUAGAUAUCAGCCUCCGUAUCCGUAUUGGUAUUAUCGAGGACAGUUUCCAAAUGAAAGAUAUCGACCAUAUGACAGGAGGGAGCCUUAUCAUAACUACUUAAGAUAUCCUGUAUUUCCGGGGAAAUAAAUCUAAAAGUUUUUGGAUUUUUUUUCUCCCUUUUCUGUUUGAAGGGAAGUUAAAUUUGCAUAAUGUAUGUAAGUAGAUAUAGUUUUGAAGAGUAGCAUGAUAGAAUGACAUAAUGUUAUUAAAGUAUAAAAAGAAAAAGUA
This is a messenger RNA of Pogonomyrmex barbatus (red harvester ant), 1105 nucleotides long. RefSeq lists its product as uncharacterized. Lineage: Eukaryota; Metazoa; Arthropoda; Insecta; Hymenoptera; Formicidae. The record is from RefSeq and is a predicted model, not a curated record.